GAGGGAGGAGCCAAACUGCGUCGAGAGAAGAGAGAAAAGGCGGCGUCUUAGGGAAAAUUCCGACGGGCACAGUUGGUUCCGUUUUCUGUCUGGAGGCCCGAAGUAAGAUGUCUGGGGAAUUCGCUAGAAGCUUGGGAAAAGGAGCCUCUGCUCCAGGGCCAGUGCCUGAAGGAAUCGUCCGUCUCUACAGUAUGCGUUACUGCCCUUUCGCACAGAGAACACGACUCGUCCUGAAAGCCAAAGGAAUCAACCAUGAAAUUGUUAAUAUCAAUUUGAAAAACAAACCAGAGUGGUUUUUUGAGAAGAGCCCAUUUGGAUUGGUACCUGUGCUAGAAACAAGCAAGGGUCAGCUGAUCUAUGAAUCUCCAAUCACUUGUGAAUAUUUGGAUGAAGCUUAUCCAGAAAAGAAAUUGUACCCUGCGGACCCUUAUGAAAAAGCUUAUCAGAAAAUGCUCCUGGAAUACUUCUCCAAGCUACCUCCAAUAGGCUACAAGUAUACUCUGGCUAUCAGGAAUGGUGAAGAUGCAUCAGCACUAAAGAGUGAAUACCAGGAGAAGCUUCUUAAGCUUGAAGAGAUGCUUGCAAACCACAAAACUAAGUUCUUUGGUGGAGAUUCAGUAUCCAUGAUUGAUUAUCUAAUCUGGCCAUGGUUUGAACGGAUGGAGGCCUCCCAGUUAAUUGAAUGUUUGAACCAUACUCCAGAAUUAAAAUGCUGGGUUGAUAUGAUGAAGCUAGAUCCAGCUGUUAAGGCUACAAUAACUGAUCCUCAAAUCUUCAAGGGUUAUCUUGAACUAUAUUUCAAUAAUAGUCCUGAGGCCUGUGAUUAUGGCCUUUGAAAACUAUGGGAAGCUUUUUCAGGGAUGACAAGGGAUAUUGAUAGCUAUUGCUCCAGCAUGUCAUCUGAUAUCAGUUUUGUUGUGCUUUGUGUUGUGUUAUUCAAUGAAUAUGUAAUUGGACUGAAAUAGUAAUUAUUUGCAAUAUGUUUCCCUUUCAAAAGGAAAAUGGCCAACAUUCAUCAGGAAGAAAAGCUUUUUUUACCCUUAUCUUUCUACCAAUCUAACUGACAAUGUUGAUUUUUUUUUUUGCCUUGUUUAUCGGUUUAGGGGAGACAUCAAUUUGACUUUGUUUCUGUUUGGAAAGUAAUUAUUGACUUUCAGGAAUAAAAACACUUCAAAUGCA
Messenger RNA from Protobothrops mucrosquamatus (brown spotted pit viper), 1179 nucleotides. RefSeq names its product glutathione S-transferase omega-1. The transcript has 6 exons. Gene Ontology annotation, biological process: glutathione metabolic process. Gene Ontology annotation, molecular function: glutathione transferase activity; glutathione dehydrogenase (ascorbate) activity. Bases 108 to 836 code for a protein of 242 amino acids. Lineage: Eukaryota; Metazoa; Chordata; Lepidosauria; Squamata; Viperidae. The record is from RefSeq and is a predicted model, not a curated record. Gene Ontology annotation, cellular component: cytoplasm.